Fusarium keratoplasticum is the source of this 1338-nucleotide messenger RNA. Its product is annotated as Methionine aminopeptidase 2. The transcript has 4 exons. The record is from RefSeq and is a predicted model, not a curated record. The coding region runs from base 1 to 1338 and encodes 445 amino acids. NCBI's taxonomy places the organism in Eukaryota, Fungi, Ascomycota, Sordariomycetes, Hypocreales, Nectriaceae. Gene Ontology annotation, molecular function: metalloaminopeptidase activity. Gene Ontology annotation, biological process: proteolysis.
AUGGCAGCUCAAGUACCCACCGAAGCUCUCAAGGAGCUCAACGUGGCCGAAGGCUCUCAGAAGCCCGGCGCAACCGCCCAGUCCAAGACCGACGCUGCCGGCGACGAACACGGCGGCGAUGAUUCUGAAGACGAAGCCGAUGGACACGUCGACGGCGCCGCCCCUACCGGCGAGGCCACCAAGAAGAAGAAGAAGAGAAAGCCCAAGAAGAAGAAGAAGCACCCCACCAGCCAGACUGACCCUCCCCGCGUCAUGAUCAGCCAGCUGUUCCCUAACAAGGCCUACCCCAAGGGAGAGGAGGUUGAGUACAAGGACGAGAACAACUACCGCACCACAAACGAGGAGAAGCGUCACCUGGACAACCUCAACAGCGACUUCCUGGCCGAUUUCCGUGAGGCGGCCGAGAUUCAUCGUCAGGUGCGCCAGUGGACGCAGAAGAAUAUUAAGCCCGGCCAGACCUUGACCGAGAUCGCCGAGGGUAUCGAGAACAGUGUCCGUGCCUUGACUGGUCACGAUGGCUUGGCCGAGGGUGAUGCCAUGAAGGCUGGUAUGGGUUUCCCUUGUGGUCUGAGUCUCAACCACUGCGCCGCGCACUACACUCCCAACGCCGGCAACAAGAUGGUUCUGCAGCAGGAGGACGUCAUGAAGGUGGACUUUGGUGUCCACGUCAACGGCCGCAUCGUCGACUCGGCCUUUACCAUGGCUUUCGAGCCCAAGUACGAUAACCUGCUCCAGGCUGUUAAGGAUGCCACCAACGCUGGUAUCCGUGAGGCGGGCAUCGACGCCCGAGUUGGUGAGAUUGGAGGCGUUAUCCAGGAGGUGAUGGAGAGCUUCGAGGUUGAGAUUGACGGAACCACGUACCCCGUUAAGAGUAUCCGCAACCUGACGGGUCACAACAUUCUGCCCUACAGCAUCCACGGCACCAAGGCGGUGCCCAUUGUCAAGAGUAACGAUCAGACCAAGAUGGAGGAGGGCGAUGUCUUUGCCAUUGAGACGUUCGGCAGCACCGGCAACGGAUACGUCCGGGAUGACAUGGAGACGUCGCAUUACGCGAAGCGAGGAGACUCGCAGCACGUUGACCUGCGCCUCAGCUCGGCCAAGUCUCUGCUCAACGUGAUCAACAAGAACUUUGGCACGCUGCCGUUCUGCCGACGAUACCUGGACCGCCUCGGCCAGGACAAGUAUCUGCUCGGGCUCAACAGCCUUGUCAACAGCGGCAUUGUCGAAGCGUACCCACCCUUGUGUGACAAGAAGGGCUCGUACACUGCUCAGUUUGAGCAUACCAUUCUGAUCCGACCCACCGUGAAGGAGGUCGUCAGCCGUGGUGAAGACUACUAG